This is a messenger RNA of Emiliania huxleyi CCMP1516, 1317 nucleotides long. RefSeq lists its product as hypothetical. NCBI's taxonomy places the organism in Eukaryota, Haptophyta, Isochrysidales, Noelaerhabdaceae. The record is from RefSeq and is a predicted model, not a curated record. The transcript is spliced from 5 exons. Bases 1 to 1317 code for a protein of 438 amino acids.
AUGGCGGCCUCGCGGCCGACCAUCGCUCCCGACGAGGAUAUCGCGGCCCUCCUCGAGCGGGCGCAAGUUUCUGUGCCCAUCUCAGAUAAGGUGGUGCCGCAGCUGCUGGCCCAGGAUGUCGGCAGCGUCGCGGCGCUGCUCGAGCAGCGCGAUGGCCGGCGGCGAUGCGGCGCCUGUGAUGCGCAGGCCACAGAGGGUGGAAUCGGAGGUGGGACCGAGGUGUCCAGUUUGGACCCCUCGGUGCCCGCGCUGCCGACGAGCGGCGAUGGGACGAUCGACGCUGCGAGGGAGGAGGAGGAGUGGGCUGCGGCGGCGGUGGCCUACCGGCAGGUGUGCCCGGUGCGGCGAGAGGUGGCCGCGUUCGAGGAGUACAGGCGCCAGGCAGCUGCUGAGGGCCGUGCAGCAGCAGAGGCAGCGGCGGAGGCGGAGAUGGAGGAGGAGGAGCCCGAAACGGGCAGCGGGGAGGCUGCGGCAUUGGCCGCGCCCCUGCGCGGCCUGGCGUCUGCGCCAGGCUGCGCUGGCACAACGGACAGGGUCACUUCUUUUUUUGACACUCUCCGCCCCGCUUGCAACGCGACAACGGCUUCAUCAUCUUCAUCAGCGGCCUUCAUCCAUGCCUACCGGCCUCCUGACCCUUUGAGUGUCGGGCCCUGCGGCGUGAUAUGCGCCCGCGGAUACGCCACAAUCUGGCCCGCAAAUUACGACGAACGCUGCCUCCUCGAUGGGGCAGCGAUUCGGCUGCUGGCGUCGGCGAUGGCGACGGUGCGGGCGUAUGAGGACAUCGAGGCGCGUCGCGGCCGGGAUGGUGGCGAUGUCCGGGACGUGCGCAGCUGCCGGGACGUGCGCUCCUGGGCGGAAGUCUGCGCGGCGGCUCGCGAGAGGGAGUUCAAGAUCUUGGCUCGCGAUUCGGCGUCGGCUGCGGAGCCCGCCUUCCCCUCUUACGUCCAGCAUGUGCCACCACCGCCGAUCCGAGUAGCCGUCGUACUCGACCUCGUGCACGAUCCGUCCGUCCCCGUCCUCCUCCCGCGCCAUGACGGUCGCAGGUCCAGCACGUGGACGGCGCUCGCCGUCUCGACCGCGUCGUCCUCCGGCGGAAGCUCCGCGUCGCCCGCGGCCGCUUCCCGAGCGCGCUCGUCGCGCAUCCGCUCGUGGAAGCCGAAAAAGACGCUGCGGGCAGUCCGCCCGAGCCAGCCAGCUGCCGGCUCGCACGGCAGCCUCUUCCACUCGACCAGCCUCAACUUCCGUACAGUCAGCAUUUUGUCGCUGCGUGCUCGUGGCCAGCUGUGGCGGCGGUCGAAGUUCGCCCAGGUUCGGUGA